AUGGGAGGCCCGUGUCCGCUGGCCAGGGCGUCGACCUUCGAUGUGGGCAGAACGCUGCUUUGUGCACCCGUGUCGCACAGGAAACAUCGUCCAGAAAGUUCGUCCCGGAUGAACAGCAGCCUGCCUGCACGGCCGACGCUCAUGGCCGCAGCUGAGCGCCGGCCGUGGCGCUUCCCGUCCCCCGGAAGGGUCUCGGUGCCUUGCGGUUACCGCCGCUGCAACAGUGAUGUCGGCCACUGGUGGCGCAAGCGGUGGAGCCGGAAGGAACGAAGCCAUGAAGUGCUGUUGACCAGCGAGGAAGAACUUAUCAGCCUCUGCAGCCAGCGCACGGCACGCAACUCCUGCCAGCUGACACUGGACCCCAACACAGCAAACAGACAGCUGUCUCUGUCAGUAGGGAACAGGAAGGUAACAUGUGGGGAAAAGGAGCAGCCAUAUCCUGAUCAUCCAGAGAGAUUUGACCACUGGCCCCAAGUUCUGUGCAGAGAGAGUCUGACUGGUCACUGUUACUGGGAGGCUGAGUGGUGUGGAGGUGGAGCCCUAAUUGGAGUGACUUAUAAAGGCAUCAGGAGGAAUGUAGUGAGUGCUGACUGUGGGCUUGGCCACAACAAUAAGUCAUGGACCCUAUUCUGCUCUCCUUGCAGUUACUCUGUCCAGCACAAUAAUAAACGAACUGACAUACCCGUACAGCCCUCAGGUUCCCACAGAGUAGGAGUGUAUCUGGACUGGAAGGCUGGUGCUCUGUCCUUCUACAGAGUCACCACUGGUGGACUGACCCUCCUGCACAGGUUCACCUACUCAUUUACUGAACCCCUCUAUCCAGGUUUUCGGAUUUAUCCAAACUCUUCAGUGUCCUUGUGCUUGCUGGGAUAGCUUACUAUAGGGCUGGGCGAUAUCAUACCAGUAUUAUAUCACGCAACCUGUAACCAGAUCCCAGAUUACAAAAUCAUUCUGGGCCAGAUGUGGCCCACAUCCACCAUUUUCAUCUGGCCGACUUACCACAUGGAAUGAUGGCACUUGAGUGGACUACUUGAGUGGUCCACCAAAUGUGAUCCACCAGGGACACAUUUGGGCCAGGGCAGGGAA
Paramormyrops kingsleyae is the source of this 1086-nucleotide messenger RNA. The record is from RefSeq and is a predicted model, not a curated record. Lineage: Eukaryota; Metazoa; Chordata; Actinopteri; Osteoglossiformes; Mormyridae.